Molecule: messenger RNA, 720 nt
Organism: Ophidiomyces ophidiicola
Lineage: Eukaryota; Fungi; Ascomycota; Eurotiomycetes; Onygenales; Onygenaceae
Gene: GCH1
Product: GTP cyclohydrolase 1
Exons: 3
Coding region: 1-720 (239 amino acids)
Biological process (GO): tetrahydrobiopterin biosynthetic process; tetrahydrofolate biosynthetic process
Cellular component (GO): cytoplasm
Molecular function (GO): GTP binding; GTP cyclohydrolase I activity; zinc ion binding
Source: RefSeq, a predicted model, not a curated record
AUGGCUCGAGAGGCGAAAGAUACCAACUGGGGGGUGGAUCUAUGGUGCCAAGCUUCUAGUGAUUUGUGUUCUGAAACGAUUCAAGCGGACUCUUGCCACCUAUAUCUCGAAGCAGCAAAUCCUUUGGAGGCAGCACUAAAUGGAGACAAAGACAGAAUUCAGAGACUUGCCAAAGCUGUACGGAUAAUUCUUGAAUGUGUUGGGGAAGAUCCGGAGAGAGAAGGCCUACGUGCGACACCAGAGAGAUAUGCAAAAGCCAUGCUAUCCCUCACUACAGGAUAUGUGGAUAAUGUUCAAAGCUUAGUCAAUGGGGCCGUUUUCGAAGAAAAUUACGACGGACUCGUUAUUGUGAGAGAUAUCGACCUUUUCUCUCUUUGUGAGCACCAUAUGGUUCCAUUUACUGGCAAGAUACAUAUCGGUUAUAUCCCAGAUGGUCGUGUCUUGGGCCUCUCUAAAGUGGUCCGUUUAGCAGAGAUGUUCUCUCGCAGACUCCAGAUUCAAGAACGCCUGACCAAGGACAUUGCCACGACAAUUUUUGACGUCCUUAGUCCUCGGGGAGUUGGAGUGGUUAUGGAAUCCUCCCAUCUUUGCAUGGUCAUCCGUGGUGUACAGAAGGUUGGAAGUUGUACAACUACCAGCUAUAUGAUUGGAUGCAUGCGGUCGAAUCCCCAGAUUAAAGACGAAUUCCUGGCGCUUUUACGUCGAGGACAGCAAUCAUGA